CGGGAGUGCUAGAUGGUUUCGGAGCUACGUCACUUUUAACAGUUUUGUAAGCAAAUAUCAUUUGCAUCACAAUUGAACUAGUUAUAUAUUGGGAUUAUAUAAUUUGUUUAACAUUUACAAAAUCUUCUAGAACUGUAGAAGGAUUUAGUGUACCAUAGUGUCAAAAUGAAAUAUUGAUGCACCAGGGACGUUUUUUCUCAGUACUUAUAUGAGCAUUGGGGAUAGCCAUGGGGCGCACCAUGUUACUUGGGAUGUCAUAACUUUUCUGCCUGCCGAGGAAAUAUGAGUAUGGAACUGAAGUACUGGACACAAUUUAAUAAAACCGACAAAGAGCACAUACAUUUACUCCAUAAUUACAAUGAUACUCCACCGGACAUGCUGUCAUCUUAUAUCGGCAAUACGGAUAACAUUGAUCAUCAAACGGAUAUUCUCCAGAAGAUUAACGACCAAGAAGUGAAGGCCCUCUAUCCACUCAUAUUUUUCUACGCAAUUAUCCUGAUGAUUGGUGUAAUUGGCAACGCUGUGGUGCUCUUAGUAUAUACGUACCAGUAUAAGAGGUCACCAGCGAGGAUGUUCAUCUUGUUUUUGGCAUCAAUAGACUUUUCGAUCUGCUUAUUCGGAUUACCAUAUCAUAUGAUUGACCUUACUCACCCAUACACAUUUACCAAUGCCAUCAGUUGCAAAAUACUUACAUUUAUAAUAUCAUUAUUUUUUCAUAUGUCUAUUUUUGGAUUAAUAGUUAUAGCAGUUGAUAGAUAUUUAAAAAUAUGUAGACCAUUAAGCUCCUUUCAAAUGUCAUAUUUUGGGAAAAGAAGGGCAUGUGCUUUGGCAAGCAUCGCUGCCGUGAUGUUUGCAUGGCCUAACAUUGUUCUCUACGGACCAAGCGAAAUGGAAACAUUUUACCAAAACGUAUCGGGACAUGCGUGUUUCUUUACAACUGAAUACACGGAAACCAUUUAUCCAUUAUUUUUCACCAUGGUAACUCUAACACUAUGCCUUACAUCAACGGCCUUCUUGAUUGUAUCAUACUCUCUUAUUUGUCAUCAGAUAAUAACAAGGUAUAGGGGACCAUCUCGUUUUGGAAAAUAUGUUUACGACGAGGGUUCUUGUACUGAUGAAGUCACCAUGAAAAACUUCACGGUCCCUAUUGAAAUGAAGUAUUCACCUGUUCCAUCCAAAGAAUGCUUAAAUCCGUCAGAGAAAAACAUCAGGGACGAUUCUAGGAGGUCUAGUGAUACUUCAAAAGAACGGCGUGAAAAUGCGUCUCGAAAUCGGGAGCUGUUCCCUUACUCCAACUCAAAUGGCUCUCUGAUAGUUGCCAAUGAAACACAUUAUAGUGGUAGUAAAAUAUUCACAGUUGGUCAGGCGUAUGAUCGAAAUAAAACUAGUGUAGAAAAGGUCAAAUCUAGUUCCGAAUCUCCUGAAAGCGGUCGAAGACUUUUGUUGGCCCUAAGAGAGACAACUUUAGGAAAGCAGAUGACAACAAGUGGUUGUAAAUGUGAUAUAAAUGGAAGGAGUGAUGAACCAGAAACAGAACAUUUACUAUACAUCCCUCAUAAAGAAUCACUGGGUUCACCAACGAGAAGGUGCUCAGAACAAAUGAAUAUAUUACCAAAGAAAGAAGUGAAAUGGAAAAGAAGUCAGUCGUUGGUGCUUCCCAACAGAAAUAUGUAUUUGAAUAACUGUUCUGAUGACAAUGGAUUACGAAUUAAUCAGUCAAGCUGUGUUAGUAUUCCUAGCUCUUCGAGAUCAUCCGUAAAGAUGAAUAAACAAAACAUGAUGUCUAAACAACAUUUCAAAAUAACCAAAAUAAUGUUGACAGUUUCUUCAGUAUUCAUAUUGAGUCAUGCCCCAGCAUUUGUUAUUACAAUUCUCAGCACUGUAGAUACUAGCUUUUGGGACGACUUGACUGAAAGUGAAACUAUAUUCUGUGAGUUUCUCUUGCGGUUUUAUUUAGUAAACAAUAUUUGCAAUCCAUUUAUCUAUGGGUUUUGGGACAAACGCUUUAAGAAGGAAGUAAGGUUUACGUUUAUAAAACUGAAAUUUAAGUUGAAGACUUUUUUCCAAUGUCUUUGAAUUGAAACAUGUGCAUAAACAGUGAAUGGAUUACACAAGGGCUAAGCUACUGUAUGUUUGUUUGGUCUGUAUCCCUGAGCUGUAGAUGUUAUGAUUGUGGAAAGAUAUGCGGCUUAACAAGUAUGUAGAUAAAAUUGCGUAUAGAAACUUUUGACACCAAAGAUACUUUUCACCUUUUAAGAUGUUGACAAAGACAACCAAAUUAGUAUAGAAUAAGAACAUGGACAUAAUUUUGCUUUGCCAGUCAAUAAUAAAUAUACAUUCCAAAUAUUUGGACAACUAAUAUCUUAAUGUACAAUGAUCUGGGUCAACCUUGACCUUAUGACUAUAAACAGGGUGAUUGUUUAUUGGUCGGUAACUGGGUUUGUCCCUGUAUUUUUUCAUUGUAUUAUCUAAAUGUUUGCACUUGCAUCGAUGAGAGUUAUUAUUUGACUUUUACUCCGAAUAUGGUAUAUAAACAAUCCAGUGUAAUAAAUCAA
This is a messenger RNA of Mya arenaria, 2555 nucleotides long. RefSeq lists its product as uncharacterized. Gene Ontology annotation, biological process: neuropeptide signaling pathway. The coding region runs from base 283 to 2076 and encodes 597 amino acids. Gene Ontology annotation, molecular function: G protein-coupled peptide receptor activity. The record is from RefSeq and is a predicted model, not a curated record. The transcript is spliced from 2 exons. Gene Ontology annotation, cellular component: membrane. NCBI's taxonomy places the organism in Eukaryota, Metazoa, Mollusca, Bivalvia, Myida, Myidae.